UGGGUAUUUUUUUCCUUCGAACAUACACCUCCCCUUUGCCCUCCCCCUUUCCCAAACAAGCAGGCAGUCUGUCAAUGUGCUCCGAGCGCUAGGCAAGUCAAACGAGUGGGAAUUUGAACUAGUGAGACCGGGGAGAUAGAUAGGCUAUCGAAUGGAAAACAUUGCCGGGGAAGGGAAGCUAUCCAGAUACCAAUUGACUCGCCACACCAGACCGGCUAGUCUAUAACAUAAGGAUAUAGCCUAUAUUAAACUCUCAUUUAGAAAUAAUUUGGGAAAGGAUCUCGGAUUUACUAAUUGGAAGAGACGAGAAACAACAAGGAGUGAGUGGGGACCAGACCGCGCAAUGACAAAUCCACCGACCAGCGAGCAUCAACGCGUCCUUAUUGGGAUGGAGCUUCUGUUCUAAACGGGAGAAAAGCCUAUUCCAUUUUUAAACACAGCAUUUGCGCUUAUAUGUCGACUUUUUAGAAAUAAAGUACCCUUUCUAUCACGGUGGCAAAUCUGUAAAGAAAAUAAGAAGGAAUGGGCGAGAAGCCGAACAGAAUCGGCGUAGACAACAAGUUUGGAAAAAAACAAUUAUAGCGAACACCAACACGCAACAGAAAUACCACUAGAAAUCGAUUCACCGGAGUUCUUUUUGAGGAAGAAGGGGAGUUGUGCACGAGCCAGUGGACAUCGCCUUGAGGAGAAAAAAUAGGGACUAAUGAAAAAAUAAUCAGAAAGUCAUGGGAUUGGCAUAAUAUUUCUCCUGGACACGCACAGAAAAUAUUGUCGAUUUACGCACACUAAGGACGCAACCUAUAUUGUCGGCCAACGGUCACGGAUAGAGCAACUUUUCUCUGCCAUAGUUCAGUGUCAAUUACUGCGUUUGGGUGCUCUAUUUUCGGUUUAUAUCCAUGCGGUUUCCCAAGGCACGAUAUCUCAUCUUCACGCAUUGAGUGACUCACCUAUAGCCUGCACGGCUAUAGUCUUUGUUUGGAAAGUCCCCCAGCUCCAACCUAAUAGAAAAUAUCACAUUUAUUUUUAAAUGGGGGUAAAUAAUCGGGUUAGUGUGGUUGCAAUGGCGCGUCGGAGAAGCGGGAGUAGACUGGGCUUUCUGCUAAUAAUCUUAAUGGAUUUACUGGGAACGGCAGCGAGCAACAUGGAGCCUAUCUUCUGGAAUUCCUUGAACAAAAGGUUUUUGGACGAUAAGGGCUACGUCCUCUACCCUCAGAUUGGGGACCGCCUGGACCUCAUCUGUCCGUCGUCGGACCCCCCCAGCCAGCGGGCUCCCGCCGAGUAUGAGUUCUACAAGCUAUAUCUGGUGUCGUCACGUGACCAAGCGGACAGAUGUGAGGUGACGGGCGCGCCCAACCUGCUGCUCACCUGUGACAAGCCCAACAAUGACAUGAGGUUCACCAUCAAGUUCCAGGAAUACUCUCCUAACCUGUGGGGACACGAGUUCAAAACCAACGCUGACUACUACAUCAUCGCCACGUCAGAUGGAACGCGCCAGGGUCUAGAGAGUAUGAGGGGAGGAGUGUGUGCCACGCAGGGCAUGAAGGUGGUCCUUAAAGUGGGACAGAACCCCUAUGGACUGCCCCCGAAACCUGCCAAACCAGACCAAAGUGCGGGCCGUACCAACACCAGAAAUACAGGUGGUGCUGGGAACGCCACCCAUCCCAGGGUUCCUAGCAGUGACGGUGGUGGUUCGGGAGGCACGGGUGGCGAGAAUGGACCCCUACCCCCCUCCAACGUGGCCGUCAUCGCCGGCGCCGCAGGAGGCUCCGCCUUCCUCCUCCUGGUCACUGCGGUGAUCUGCGUGGUGUGUUACCGGCGGCGACACGCCAAGCACUCUGAGUCCCACCACCCGCCCCUAUCGCUGUCCUCCCUCACCAGCCCCAAGAGGCACGGCGGCGGGCACGGUGGCGGCCACGGGAGCGGGAAUAACAACGGCUCGGAGCCCAGUGACAUCAUCAUCCCGCUGCGGACUUCGGACUCGGCGUACUGCCCUCACUACGAGAAGGUGAGCGGGGACUACGGCCACCCCGUCUACAUCGUCCAGGAGAUGCCCCCCCAGAGCCCAGCCAACAUCUACUACAAAGUAUGAAGGCAGUCACCAUGACAACCUACAGUACUACCAACUACCACCCUUCCCUGUCCUAUACAGUACAGUACCACCUACAACCUACCUACAAUAUACCCUGUCCUAUACAGUACAGUACCACCUACAACCUACCUACAAUAUACCCUGUCCUAUACAGUACAGUACCACCUACAACCUACCUACAAUAUACCCUGUCCUAUACAGUACAGUACCACCUACAACCUACCUACAAUAUACCCUGUCCUAUACAGUACAGUACCACCUACAACCUACCUACAACAGUCCCUCACUGACUUACUCCAAAACCACGAAGAUCUUUAGGCCACUAUACAGCCCUAUCCAACCCCAACCACAGCCACAGGUGUGUGUGUCUAGCUUACUGAAGAGGCCAUCCGUACGCCCACCACUCUUCACUCAACUGUGUCACUAAGCUGAGUGUGGAAGGUUUAUUAUAUAACCCCACCACUGGCCCCCACCGGCCCCUUUAAAGAGGACAGCAAUGACAAGAGACUCUGGACUCCUUCCCCUUUCUUUCUCACAGCGAAUCGAAACCCCCCAUCCAGAGCUGAAGAGAAGAGUCCCGCCCUAUACGCCAUGAGGACAAGUGUGAGAGAACACACACCAAGCUAGUGGGAGAGAACACACACUAGUGACGCCACAACAUGGCCUUAUGGGACUCGGACCCUAGAAAACCUACAAACCAACUACCAACCAACCAGAGAACUCUGUCUGUAUCUCCAGUGCUCCUGUCCUAUAGCAGACCUAUCGAGACUGGCCCCUGACUGGCCCCUGAGAUAGACUGUGUCCCUGAUGUUAGUUAGUUUGUUUGUGUGUGUAUGGUUUCUCAUUGGACCAGGGGCCUCUGACUCUCUCGCCCAAUCAGAAAGCCGGCCUGGGGUCACAUGAACAGGCUCAGGUGCCAGAGGUCAGACCAAUUGCGUCUUAGUGACAUUCAGAUUCUUGUAUAUUUUAAUAACGUAUGUAUGUGUGUGCGUGCUUGUGUGUGUGUGUGUGUGUGUGUGUGUGUGUGUGUGUGUGUGUGUGUGUGUGGGACUAGGAUAAUAAUUAUGACACUGCCACACAUAAAGGUGUGUGUGCAGUUAGUGUAAGUGUAUGCCUGUAUUGUGUGUGUCAGUGUGUGUGUGUGUGUGUGUGUGUAUGCCUGUAUUUCUCUGUGUAUACGCUACGUGCGAGAGAAUGUGCGUGUGUGCGUUUGUUCUUUAGACUUGUCUUAAAAACCAAAACUCAAAAAAGUGAGCGAAUAUAGGAAAAAAGUGUGAUUUUUUUUAUCGCUAUCAACACUUAUAGAUUAUAUAUAUAUGAAUAUCCAGUAAAUCAUUUUUAGACGUCUUGUUUUCUAUUGUUUUUCACUUUUAUUCCUCUACUUGUAAAACUCCACUUCUGUUACUGCUAGAUCUUUUUUAUCCGCUGGUUUAUUUUUUAGAAACCUGACCCUGUUUCCUUCCCCUUUGAGUUGUAAAUUAAUUUCAUCCCUUUGUUUUUCUUUUCCUGGCGAACUGAGGUCUCUCCCUCUCUCUCUCGUCGCCUCCUCCCUCCAUGUCUCCCUCUGGGCCUCCCAACCCUAUGUAUAUUUUUAUAGUUCUUGUAAUAUGCUGUAGUUUUGAAGUUUAGACCUCGUUUGUGGAAGUUGUUGAGGUAGAAACCAUCUAUAAACGUUGUUUUUUUUCAAGUGUUUUUGAACACACAAGAAAAAGCAAGGGGGAAAAUAAACAGGGAAGGUUCCAAAUGAAAUGAAAUGAAAAGAAAGAAGGUGAACCGGAGUCGCUGUCUAGGGAGAAGAGAGAGUGACUGAAUACAGAACUUUUGUUAAAAGAAAGAGAAAAGACUGAAGAAGGAAUUGCACAGUAAGGAAGAGAAAGAGCGCGAGAACAGAUGGAAGAAGAAGAGGGGGGUGGGAGCUGAAUUGAGAGAUGAGAGAGAAGGAUCCCUGGGAAGGAUAGAGAGAGCAAAGCAGUGACUGUGGCGGAGGAGAGGAGUCUUUCCUUUAAUGGAGUGCUGAGAAGGAGUGAUGAACCCUAGGGGGAGGUAGGAGAGGAACGGACACGCAGCUGAAAUGGAUUUCAGGGGGACAACCUCACUGUGGAAUAAGGAGGAGAGAUUUAAUCUACCACACACACACACACACACACACACACACGCACACACACUGACAGAUAGACAGACACACGGCCCUUUUACCUCUCAACAGCUUUACAUUUCAGGCACACUCUUUAAGCUGAUUAUAAUGACAGACACACACUCUCUGCAGACACACUGAUCCCUCUCACAUUCUCUUUCACUGUCAAACACAUACACACACACACACACACACACACACACACACACACA
Molecule: messenger RNA, 4435 nt
Organism: Coregonus clupeaformis (lake whitefish)
Lineage: Eukaryota; Metazoa; Chordata; Actinopteri; Salmoniformes; Salmonidae
Product: ephrin-B2-like
Exons: 6
Coding region: 1028-2089 (353 amino acids)
Biological process (GO): axon guidance; ephrin receptor signaling pathway
Cellular component (GO): plasma membrane
Molecular function (GO): ephrin receptor binding
Source: RefSeq, a predicted model, not a curated record